Messenger RNA from Macrosteles quadrilineatus (aster leafhopper), 3872 nucleotides. RefSeq lists its product as uncharacterized. Lineage: Eukaryota; Metazoa; Arthropoda; Insecta; Hemiptera; Cicadellidae. The coding region runs from base 312 to 1568 and encodes 418 amino acids. The transcript is spliced from 4 exons. The record is from RefSeq and is a predicted model, not a curated record.
AGUGACCAAUGUCAUGUCCAAUUUAUUAAAAUGAUUAGCCUAUUAAACAUAAAAUACCUAAAUACUGUACCUAGCUUAGUUAUUUAGCUUGUAAUUUAAAAUCAAGACAAAUGUCCAACAGUAUCACAGCACUGUCUAUUUUUAUACGGAAAAUCUUUUUAUUUUGUCUCAAGAAAGAGACCUGACGGGUGCUUUGCCUGCAAUUCAAGGUUGCUAAUGGAACUUGGUUUCGCUGAUUGAUUAAUGAUUGAAAAAAAUUCCAAUGACAAGAGGAAUUAAUCAGAGAAGAUAACAAAGCUCUGUAUAUUGAAAUGAGUCGAAAGUGCAAAACCGCACCACAGGUGAUAGCAGUUGAUGAUGAUAUUGAUGACGUGGAAGUUGUGUUUACCAACUUAGACAAAACACAUGUUUACCGCAACCUAAUGCAACAGAAAAUAUCUCAAGAAUUAGAACUCCUUCAGGUGAUGAGUAAACAAUCAGUGCCGACAACCUUUGUCAUGUUCAAAGAGCUAGCAAGAAAGCUGGAUUUUCAAUAUGGAGACGAUGUUAUAGCAUCAGCCUGGCAAAGGAUUGUUAAAAAAAUUUCAGUGAAAUUAAGUAAUACACUAAAUAAUCAAUCACCUCUUGGCCUUUUAAGACACCUCCGAUUUUCUCCCCAAGGAAAUAUUUCUGCUCCCUCCUCUUUUAUAACAUCUACAACAACUUCCCCUUCACCUUCCUUGUUCCCUUCAAUAUCAUCACCCGUACCUGUUGCUCUGAUUGCGAGUCAGCAAGUUGGUACAAGGACAAAGUGCUCCAAAAAUAUCCCAAACUUUGUUCAUACAAUAGUAGUUGAUGAUGACGCAAGUGAACCGCCAAAUAAUAUUACUUGUAACAAACGAGAAGUGAAAACGCAAAAAAGAAAAUCUAGUCAAUUAGACACAUUAGCUAAAAGUGACAAUACGGUUUCUAGAGAUGAACAGUCAUGUACUGAUUCAGACAUUUCAAGAACUGGUGGUGGUAAGUACAUUAUAGGAGAGUCAAAUAGAAAUGAAAGUAGUCUUUUAAACACACCAUCUACAAACUCUUGUGAUAGUGCAACUUCUAAACAAAGUCCACCAGGUGUUGAAAAUAAGUUGACAAAGAUGAGUCGUAAAUCUUCAAGUAAGCAGUCCGUGUCACCCGAAUCUUCAAAGUUGACAAAGAAGAGUCGCAAAUCUUCAAGCAAGCAGUCGGUGUCACCUGAAUCUCCAAAAUUGACGAAGAAGAUCCGCAAAUCUUCAAGCAAGGAGUACUUGUCAGCGGAAUCUCCAAUACCAUCAGAGUCUAAAAUUGCAGAAAACCACGUCGGAGUCAAAGCUAAAAUUAUCAGGAAGAAACAGACUUCUUCUUCAAACUCCAAAAAAAAGCUCAGUCCAAACAACAAGAUGAGUGAUGCUGACUUUAAAAAGUUUAAGGCUGAACAAAAGCGUUUAAAACUUGAACAGAAACGAGAAUUUGAAAUUGAACAGUUACAAAAAGUGCAUGAUAGAUUAGUUGAUGUUAUAAUUCCUAAGUAUUAUGGUAAAGUUCCAGAUGAGAAAGGUUGAUAAUACUGUUUUUUUUUCAUGUUGUUUUAUAAUUGGAGUAGUUUAUUCUACUUUUUGCUAAUACGGCUGAAUAUUCAAAUAAAAUUAGAGUAUGUAUAGUUAUGACUGGGUAGCUGAGUAAUUGUAGUGCUUUCCUAGCAAUCAAAAGGAUGCCAAAUGUAGAUCCUGAGAAAAGUAGCUUUUUGAUGGUUUGAAACUGGACCUAGCUGUUCCUGAUAUGACUGGGAUGGUGGUGUCGUCCUGUAAUCCAGCUACUAGGAGGUAAAAAAUGCUCAAGUAAAAAAAAUGUCAAAGGUAAAAAAUUUCAUGCGUCAAGCAUGACGUCACGAUAGAAGACGGCAAUGACGUAAUGUUUGCCGUUUGUGAUCAGCUGCUUUUUUAAAUCUUUCCUUGGAAAAUAAAUAAAUAAAUACCUACGUCAUUGCCGUCUUCUAUCGUGACGUCAUGCGCCGAGCAUUACAGCCUGUUUUUUAGUGUGGCCUUGACUUAUCUCAAUUGGUAAAGAUAAUUUGCCUCACCAACCUUUUUUAAAUUGAGAAUAAAUAUUUUAUGUCAUUUUAUUUUUACUGUGUAAGGAAUAUGAUCUAAUUUUAUUCUUUUUUGUCUUAUCAUUUGAACUGUAAUGAUACAGUUCACUCAGUAUAGGAGGACAUACAUUAUUUCUUCGGUGAAAUUCAAGUUUUACUUGGCUGUUUGUUCUCGUCACAAGUUAAUGAGUUUGGUUCAUGUGACAAGUUAAUGAGUUUGAGUUUGCUCCAAUGUAAUGAAGGUAGAAAAAGAAUUGAGUUCAUUUUGGUUAAGUUACAGCUUUGGAAGAGGCAUGGCUUAGCAUUUCAUUCUCAGUUUCUUACGUUAAUCAUACUUUUAAGAUUCAUCAUUGUUCUCGGAUGCUUUGUAUUUUAUUUAUUAACUUAUUUUGCUUUUUCCUUGUCGAAGGUGUUUGGUUAUUACCUAGAUAAUUGUUCUGUUUUCUGGAAAGUUUAUUUGCUUUUAUUCAUCCUAUUUUGCAGCUGCAUCAUAUACAGUGUGCGGCAAAAAACCCAUAAAAGCUGUUGUUCUAAAGUUGUUAAUCCACCACAUGAUUGUGCUACUUGACGGAAUCCACGUCGCCCUAGUUAAAAGAAUGUAUCAAACUUCCGCUUGGUUGCAUUGACUGAAUCAUAAUUUUUUUUAAUUCGUCUCGAUAACAAACGCACGUUGCUCAGGUGACCACUGCUUUAUGACCACAGAUAAGGGCAUCGUGUAGGCUUUCCAACGAGCCUUAAGACAGUGACACACUAUCAAUAUUUUCCCCGAUCAAGACCCCGAACCGAACAGGGAGUCCAGACGGCGACCAGACAUCAGGCCGAGCAGGGAGACAAGCACUCUGGGGGGUUUUUUUUUUGAGAAGGAUCAAAGAAAAGAUCGUUCCGAUGUACGAUAGUGUGUCACGGUAUAUUUUUGCGGUAUAUUAGCGUUGACAUUUCUAAUUUAAUAUGGCAAUUAAACUCUUGGUCAAAUAAAUAAAUGUUGGGUAAUGUUUUGCCGUUAUAUAUUAUAGGCAUUGUAAUUUUGUAAUACUUUUGGUCAAGGUUGAAAAUGUAUUUUACAAGUUGAAACCACUAAAUCAUUCAAUAAUGUUAAACCUGAAUCAAGUAAUAGAUGUUAUGCUUAAAUUCUUUCAAAAUUAAUUUAAACAUUAAUAUUAUUAAAGGCAAUUAAAAUGAUAAUUCUGUAACAUGUUAUUUCAUGUUUUAUUACUGGUUUAAUAUUACUGCCUCCGCUCUCUCACUCACACAAGCUCUCUAUAAACUCCCUUUUACCGCGCUCGGUAGAACUCGUCUGGUCUUCGUCUUGUUCAGGCAAAUGUUCGGAUUGAAAUUUCUUUGAUAUAUACCUCCCUUCUCCCUGCUCAGUUCGGGGUCUUGAUCGGGGAAAAGAUUGAUAGUGUGUCACCGCCUUAACCCCACCACUCUCAGACGACCUGUCACUGAACAGUGCGCUGCAGAAAAUAGAUUGUUUUUUUGCCGCACCCUGUAAUUUUGUUAAUGUUCAUGGUUUGCAAAUCUUAACGACUAUCACAGUGUAAGCUAAUUAAUUAUGUUGUUCUACAAGCUAUUAGGGAGCCAUUCGAUAUGAAUGAAUAACAGGGAUUUUAAACAAAAGUUGACAAUAAUAAAGAGCCCUAGUUUCAUAAAGAUAUUUUUUUAACAUUGUUUUCCAUAGAAAAUGGAGUUUCCAUUGACAAAUAAAUAGUUUAUCUUUGUUAACUACAGAAGUUUUAUUUUCAAAAAAAGUUGUAACCAUGUAUGUGCUUAUUGUACU